Molecule: messenger RNA, 1943 nt
Organism: Lolium rigidum
Lineage: Eukaryota; Viridiplantae; Streptophyta; Magnoliopsida; Poales; Poaceae
Product: protein GRAVITROPIC IN THE LIGHT 1
Exons: 1
Coding region: 252-1619 (455 amino acids)
Biological process (GO): negative gravitropism; response to red or far red light
Source: RefSeq, a predicted model, not a curated record
UGCAACAAACACCCACCCUCCUACUGUAGAACCGAGCCAAGGAAUUCCUACUCGAGUCUCGACGGAGACAAGCUUGCUCCUUUUUCCUCUCCAGAUCCCCCACCUCCGCUCCAUUCCAUUCCACCGCCCCCACCAUUCCUCUCACUUCUCACUCGCCCACCGCGUCCCCCGCCCCGCAAAUCCGCAAUUCGCACGGCUGAUCCCGCCGCCGGCCACAUUUGGGGGCCGCCGUGCCCGCGAAUCGCGCAGCCAUGCUCCAGAAGUUCGCGCUCGCGUUCAAGACCAAGACCAUCGAGUUCUUCGCCGAGGAGGACGAGGAGGACGAGUACGCUGCGCCGGGGGAGGGCGGCGUCCUCGCUGGCCAGCGGGUGUUCGUGCUCAAACGCGACCCGCACAACCCUAGCCCUGCCGGCGGGGAGCGGGAGAACGGGUCGGCGUCCGGGGAAGAGGCCGCCGCCGCCGCCGCCGCGGCGCUCGCGACCGUCUCCUCCUUCCAGGCGGCGUACCUGCACCUGCAGGCGGCGCACACGCCGUUCCUGCCGGAGGCGGCGGCGGCCGCCGACGCCCUCGCGGUCUCGCACCUCCGGCGCCUGUCCGAGCUGAAGCGGCUGGCGUCGGGGGGCGCGCCGGCGGACGACGGGUCCCUCGCGCUCACGGCCCACCUCGAGGACCAGGUCCGCGAGAACCAGGCGCUGCUGCGGUCCUUCGACGCCGUGGUGAACCGCCUCCAGGCCGCGCUGGACGCCAAGGACGCCGCGGCCGCCUCCCUGCGCUGGGAGCACGCCGCGCUGGCGGACGGCAACGCGCGCCUCGCCGGCCGCCUCGACCGCGCCCUCGCGCCGCAGCCGGGCGCCGGCGGCGGCGACGCCCUGGGCGCCAUGCUCUCCGCCAGCGUCUUCGAUUCCGUCCUGCGCGACGCGCUCCGCGUCGCGCACCGCUUCACCCGCGCGCUCGCGGACCUCCUCAGGUGCGCCGGAUGGGACCUGGCGGACGCCGCGGCGGCCGCCUACCCCGGGAUUGCCUACUCCAAGCAAGGCCACUGCCGCUACGCGCUCCUCUCCCGCGUCUGCCUGUCCAUGUUCGACGGAUUCGACUCCUACCAAUUCGGUGGCAGAACUGAUGCUUCAGCCCUUGAAGGAAUCGAGCUCGCUAUCCGUAGGAAUGAAUCAUUGCAGCAAUUCAUCGAGCACUCUGAUGCAGACCCCAUGGAGCUCAUGAGCUCAAGCCCAGACUGCCAGUUCGCCCAAUUCUGUGAUCGGAAGUACAAGCAGCUCAUCCAUCCAGGCUUGGAGUCCUCCUUGUUUGGGAAUUCAGACUGCGGGGCGUUGCCGGUGAUGGCUACUGUCGGUCCACUCUACGAGAUGUUCAUCACAAUGGCAAGCUCAAUAUGGACGCUCCACAGACUGGCGUGGGCGUAUGACCCUGCAGUCGGCAUAUUCCAGGUGAGCCGGGGUGCCGAGUACUCGUCGGUGUACAUGGAGAGCAUCGUGCGGCCGAAGGCGUUUUCGGCGAGCAAAGAGGUCGGGAAGACGGUGCGGCCCAAGGUCGGGUUCACGGUGGUGCCCGGCUUCCGGCUCGGCGGGACGGUGAUCCAAUGUAGGGUGUACCUUGAGUCCUAGACUCCAUGGAGGUUUGGGAAACAAAAGGUAUUAUAGAUUCAACUGAAAUGAAACAGUAUAGUCAAAAGAAACUGUACAUUUGUGAAACAAAGGGAGGUUUGUGUAAAGGCAACCAAAGAUCGGCAUGCCUAAGAUAACCUCUCAGAAUCAAAGUUGCUGCUCAUGAGGAGUAGAAAGAAAGCUAUUUAUCUUUUUUGUGUUCUAGUUUUGGGCUGUGUAGAAGUGAGUGUUCGUGAUGUUGUAGUGUUGUACAGAGGUCCUGAGAUUCAGAGAGUUUGUGGUCUAACACUGUCAAAGAGUACUUAUAUAAUCUUGGGUAAUUUA